AUGAAUAUUAGAUAUCCACAACAACCCCAACAAUUAAACUCGCCUCCUCCACAACAACAACAACAAAAUUAUCAGCCAUCUCCAUCUAACAGAGCACCACCACAACAAUCAAACUAUCUUGCAUCACAAUAUCCACAACAAGCACCAGGAUAUUACCCACAUCAACCACAUCAACCUCAACCAUAUCAAUAUCAAAAUAAUUAUUAUCACCCACCACAAGGGGGAUUUUCACAACAACCAUAUCCACCAUCUUCACCAACACAAUUACAACCACAAUCAACCCCAUUACAACAAUCCCCUUCUUCUCCAAACCAACAACAACAACAACAACAACAACAGCAACAACAACAACAACAACAACAACAAAAUGCAAAUAGAAAUAAAAUAAAACCAUCUGUUAACCCAAAUAUUACAAAUAUUCCACCAAGAACUCACUCUGCUCCUCUUCCAGGUUCAGAAGAUCAACACCCAAAAGGAUACACACCAGAGAAGAGAGCUCCACCAGUUGGAUAUGCACCAAAUUAUAGUUAUGGCAAACCAACUUUUGGACCAUCUCAUUAUUAUCCACCCCAACCACCAUAUGGUUACUACCCUCCUAUGCAUCCUGUAAAUAAUACCCCACAACCAAUCCAACAACAAACUAAAAAACCAUUGGAUAUUGUAGAUCCAACCACAAAUGAAAAAGUUAUAAUUUCAUCACCAACAAAAUCUACAAGUGGUACUGCACCGGUAAGCCCUUCAACCCCAACCAAUGGCACUACUACUGUUAGUAAUUCACCAUCAACUAGUACUACUACCUCUGCCACUACAGCAACAACAAACUCCCCAGCUAAUCCAGCUAAUUCAAGCAGUGUUUCAUCUUCACCAGCAUCAACUACCCCAAUUAAACUUUCAUCAUUUAGUAGCGGUAAUCUCAACAAAAGAAAGAAGAAUGCUGAGUUGGCAAAUAAAUCAUCAACUGAUCUAACUUCUACCAAAGCUGAACCAACAACAGAGGCUGAUCAAUCAAAUACAACUAGCGAUGCUACUACCAAAGCCGAAAACACCACUGCUGUUUUAACAUCAGAUGAUCAAUCUGAACCAAAGAAAUCAGAUGAUAAAGUUGAGGAGACACCAGCCACCAAAAUUGAAGAGCCAAAAGUUGAAGAACCUGUUGUUAAAGUUGAAGAACCAGUUGUUAAAGUUGAAGAGCCAGCCGCCAAAAUUGAAGAGCCAAAAGUUGAGGAGCCAAAAGUUGAAGAACCAGCUGCCAAAACUGAAGAACCAUCAAGUACUACAACAACCGAAGAAUCAACAGCUGCCGCUACUACAAAUAAUAGUACAGCAUCAUCUGCUAAUAGCAGUGAUAACAAAUCAAAUGAAAAGGUUGAAGAAGAGCUUGAAGAAUGGGAAAAGAAGGGUGAAGAAGAUUUUAGUAUUCCACCAACCGAAACACCAACAAGUUCCAAUUCAUCAUUAUCAUUCAUCAGAAAUAGUGGCGAAAAAAUUGUAUAUUCAAAAGAGGAAAUGAUGUUACUCAAACCAAAGAGUAUGGAAGAACCAAGUGGUCCAUUGAAAGAUUUAAAGAAUCAAAUUGAAACCAAUGCUAUGCCAGGUGGUCAAUUAAAUCGUUCAGGUAACAAGAUUAAUCCAGCAAAUGCCAAGAUGAAUCCAAUGAAUAUGAAUAAUCCAGUCUACCCACCUCAAAUGGGCAUGAACAUGAAUAUGGGCAAAUAUCCACCACAAAUGAACAAUAUGGGCAAAUAUCCUGGUGGAAAGAAUUAUAAUCCACAACUCAAAUAUGCACCAGGUUUCCAAUAUCAACAACAACUUCAAGGUAAUCAACAACAAAUGCAUCAAAUGCAAAAGUCCUAUGGUAAUGAUGUUGCUACCAGAGAACCAGUUCAACCACCAAUUUCUCAAAUUGUUAAUGAAAAGCGUUGGGUUCCAACUAAAGUUAACGCUUUAAAUGAAAGUGAAAAGGUUCUUAGAAAAGCCAAGUUCAUUUUAAACAAGAUCACACCAGAGAAAUUUGCAACUCUUUCCGAAGAACUUUUAACUCUUGGUGUCGUUGAAGAUGAAAAGGUUCAUAGGGGUACUAUUGAUAUCAUUUUCGAUAAAGCUCUCAACGAAAGUAAAUUCUGUGCCAUGUAUACCGAUUUAUGCAGAAAAAUUUUCGAAUAUGAAAAACAAAAGAAAGAUCAAAUUAGAAAAGUUGUCUUUGAAAAGUAUAACCCAAUUGAAAUGGAAAACUACAACCGUCUCAAUGCCAAAGAAAAAGAUGAAUUUGACACUAAACACAACAUUAAGGCCACCUUCAGAACUUUCCUUUUAUCUGCAUGUCAAAAAGAAUACGAAAAAAUUCAAUUUGAAAAUGUUGAUAAGGUACCAGAAGAUUUAAAACCAGAAGAUAAAACCGACUUUGAUGAACAACAAUUUAAAGAAAGAAAACGUAUUUUUGGUUUAAUUAAAUUUAUUGGUGAACUUUUCAAACAAUCAAUGUUAUCAGAGAAAAUUGUUCAUGCCAUUAUGAUCUCCUUAAUCGGUGAGCUCAACAAACCAUCUGAAAUUAAAUUAGAAUGUUUCUGUAAACUUUUAUCAAUCGUUGGUAAAACUCUUUCACAAAACGAACAAGCCAAUAACUAUUUAACUUCAUAUUUCCAAAGAAUGCAACAAUUGGUAGAAUCACCUCUCGCCACUCUUUCACAACGUAUUCGUUUCCUUAUUCAAAAUGUUAUCGAUCUCAAGAAUAAUAAUUGGAUUUCAAAGGUUGAUGACUCUGCCAAAACUCUCAAGGAAGUCGAAGCUACAGUCAAUAGCAAUAAGAAUGAAGUUGAUAACAAUGCCCGUAAAUCUAAUACUGGUGUCAAGAGUUCAGCUGCUAUGAAUAAAAUGUUUUCUGUUGCCUUUAAUAAUCCAUAUCCACAACCAAAAACUAAUCAACCAAUGGUAAUGAAUCAACCACAACAACCAUAUAACAAAGGUCCAGCAGGUAUUAAACAACCAACAGGUUUCCAACCAAAACCUUUUGGAUAUCAACAAGGUAAUUAUGGCGGUUUCAAUAUGGGUGGUAUGGGUCCAAUGGGUGGUAUGAAGAACCCAAUGAAUCCAAUGGGUCAUCAACCACAUCAACCACAUCAACAACAACCACAACAACCAUCACAACCAUCACAACAACCAUCUUCCCAAACUGGUGGUGCCAAUUCAGAAAUCUCAAAGAAAUGGGAAUCAACCAAGAAAUCUGUGCUUGAAUCUAUUAGUGAAUUUUUAGAACUUCAAGAUGAUGAAGAAUUUGUUGAAUGUAUCAAAAGCUAUGUACCAACUGCUGAUCUUUACCCACAUGUUAUCUCUCAAAUUAUUACAAAUGCUUGUGAUGGUAAAAACGAAGAUACACUCAGAGAUAUAACUGUCGAUUUGGUAUUAAACAAGAAAUUCUUUACUCAAGCUCAAUUCCAAGCAGGUAUCGAACAUUUUAUUUCCACUUUACCUGAUCUUUUUGAAGAUCGUCCAUCAGCCUAUAAACCCGUUGCUCGUCUCUUUUAUGCUUUCUAUGAAAAUGAAAUUAUUACCAUCCCACAAAUUACCCAACCUCUUUCCAAACAACUAGAUGCUUGUGGUAGCGCAAUCUCAAAGAUUGUUUUUGAAUUUGUACUUCAAUUUAAUGAUCCAAAGAGUGCUGCUUCUGUUUUUAUUGAAAAUGACAUUUCACUUCAAUCAUUACUUCCAGAAGGGUCAAAUAUUUCUGAAACUGCAACAAAUUAUAAUAAAGAUCUUCAAUCAUUUGUUGAACAAGUUUUAAAAAAUUAA
Messenger RNA from Dictyostelium purpureum, 3786 nucleotides. RefSeq lists its product as uncharacterized. Gene Ontology annotation, cellular component: eukaryotic translation initiation factor 4F complex. Bases 1 to 3786 code for a protein of 1261 amino acids. The record is from RefSeq and is a predicted model, not a curated record. The transcript has 2 exons. Gene Ontology annotation, molecular function: protein binding; mRNA binding; translation initiation factor activity. Lineage: Eukaryota; Evosea; Eumycetozoa; Dictyosteliales; Dictyosteliaceae.